AUGGCGACGCCGUGGCCGCGAAGGGCGACAUGGCCUACCCCGCUACGCGAGCAUGCUACUUCCCUCGGCACCUUUCUUCACGACGUCCUGGAGGCUAUCAAGCGCAACGGUAGCCAAACCGUACCAGCAGACCUCGCCAGAGAUAUAAUCCGCGGCGCGUUAACGCUCGUCUUAAAGACGCAACAUACGCCUAACCUAGACACAGUCCGCGACGCCCUCGCAGUCGCACAAACUAAAGCCAAAACCAACGCAGAGCAGACCGCGCAAGCCCUCGACCAGAUCAAGAGCGAACUUAAGAACACCGUAGAUAUCAUACAACUAGUAGCUGCCAAUAUACAACAGAACGCUAGUACAGUAGAAGAGGCGAGAGCGGCAGCCAAAGAGGCGACACAAGUAGGCAAGGCUACCCUAGAAAUGGCAAGAGAGAUCAAGAACAAAGCACCAUAG
Messenger RNA from Bipolaris victoriae FI3, 447 nucleotides. RefSeq lists its product as hypothetical. The transcript has a single exon. NCBI's taxonomy places the organism in Eukaryota, Fungi, Ascomycota, Dothideomycetes, Pleosporales, Pleosporaceae. The coding region runs from base 1 to 447 and encodes 148 amino acids. The record is from RefSeq and is a predicted model, not a curated record.